Molecule: messenger RNA, 502 nt
Organism: Cyprinodon variegatus (sheepshead minnow)
Lineage: Eukaryota; Metazoa; Chordata; Actinopteri; Cyprinodontiformes; Cyprinodontidae
Gene: nop10
Product: NOP10 ribonucleoprotein
Exons: 2
Coding region: 157-351 (64 amino acids)
Biological process (GO): ribosome biogenesis; positive regulation of telomerase RNA localization to Cajal body; snRNA pseudouridine synthesis
Cellular component (GO): box H/ACA telomerase RNP complex; box H/ACA snoRNP complex
Molecular function (GO): box H/ACA snoRNA binding; telomerase RNA binding
Source: RefSeq, a predicted model, not a curated record
CGGAAAUCCGCCCUCUCACGCAGGUCUGAAGACGCACGUGGGAUUCAGAACUAAAAGAAGCGAUUUCACUGAAAGACAUUGGAUUUUUCAUACAUUUAAAGUCUACUCGGCUUUAUUUGAAGCAACAAAGCCUAAAAAAAACAAACGCUCGUCAAAAUGUUUCUGCAAUAUUAUGAAAAUGAGAACGGAGACAGAGUCUACACUCUGAAGAAGGUGACACCCGAUGGGCAGCCCACCAGCUCGGCCCACCCGGCUCGCUUCUCUCCCGACGACAAGUUCUCCCGGCACCGCGUGCAGCUGAAGAAACGUUUUGGCAUCCUGCUCACGCAGCAGCCACGGCCCGUCCUGUGAAGGAGCCUCUACAGAGGAUUAGAUGAUGGAUCUGAGAGAAAAACAACAGAAAAGACUGUCUGAGAUGGAUCAGCUGUAACAUGGAUUGUUGGAAUGGAAUGUUUUGCUUUUACGUAUGAUUAUGUUGGUUUAUGUUUUGAAUAAAAUGUGC